AUGUCAAAGUCCCGUGAGUUCGACGAGGAUACCGACAUGUCUCUUUCCUAUGCGAGCAGAGCGCCGGCUGGAAACGCCCAACAGCUACCGUCAUUUCGCGAGCUUCUCCCACCACACCUCCAUGACGAAAUCGAUUCUUCUACAUAUCAACAUUCUCGCCGGUCCCAAGAACGCCCUUCAUCUGGCCAUGAAAUGGCUGCCGAUCCUCGUUCGAUCCCCGGCUACCCAUCAAACCCAUCACCUCAAAUGCCUUACAGCGAAUACCCCCGCGAUUAUACCACACGUACCGGUGAACAUCCCCCACGACCAAUGAGUGACCACAUGUCUUUGAGAGACAACUCUCCGAUGUUACCCCCGAUACGCGAUCUAGGCUCUAUGCCGGAACGUCAAGGUUAUCCGGACAGUCGCAUGGCUCCUCGCUCUGAUCCCUUCGCGCACGAAUAUCGUGGAGUUGCCCCAAUGGCAGCUCCUUUGUCGGACCGCCGAAACCCUGAACCGCUCGGCGCGCCUAUUAUGCAGGGCCAGGCCUCUCACGGACACCCAGCAAUGACCUAUCAAGGAGACCCCGAGCAGAUUUCGCCGCAGGUGAUGACACAUCCAAAUCAAGCCAACUUCGGUAUCUUGGGAGACCCGGUUGACCCGAGGACAAGACGCCGGAGAGGCAACCUACCCAAGCCAGUAACGGACAUUUUGCGAGCCUGGUUCCACGAGCAUCUCGAUCACCCUUACCCCAGCGAAGAGGAUAAGCAAAUGUUUAUGACUCGGACUGGGCUCACAAUCAGCCAGAUCAGUAACUGGUUUAUCAAUGCACGACGACGACAACUGCCUGCGCUACGCAACCAAAUGCGCGGUGGAGCAGACCCCGAUUCAUCCCGGCAGUCUCCUUUCAGUGAUAUCGACGAUCACCUGCCAUCUCCUCACCACUAG
Penicillium waksmanii is the source of this 927-nucleotide messenger RNA. Its product is annotated as homeobox domain-containing protein. The record is from RefSeq and is a predicted model, not a curated record. NCBI's taxonomy places the organism in Eukaryota, Fungi, Ascomycota, Eurotiomycetes, Eurotiales, Aspergillaceae. The transcript is spliced from 3 exons. Gene Ontology annotation, molecular function: DNA-binding transcription factor activity, RNA polymerase II-specific; RNA polymerase II cis-regulatory region sequence-specific DNA binding. Gene Ontology annotation, biological process: regulation of transcription by RNA polymerase II. The coding region runs from base 1 to 927 and encodes 308 amino acids.